AUGGCGGAUUGGGCGCCACCGUGGCGCGGCGGGUGCAGCGGGAAGAGCAGGUGGUCUUGCAGCUGCGGGGCGACGGGCAACUACGCGACGAGGAAGCACUGCCGUGGGUGCGGGGCUGCAGCACCACGGCGGCCGUCCACCUUCAAGGAAGCGCUGCUGGGCCCGUCCAAGCGGGAGGUGGCGAUGCAGAAGAAGCUGGACGUGCUCACGCAGGAGCGCACGGCGCUCAAGGGCAGCGGCAAGGUCGGCAAGGGUGAGAUGGCGGACUGGGAGAAGGAGGCACCGCAGGUCGACCUGGCGAGGCUCUGCAAGCGGGCACAGGCGUGCAAGAGCGAGCGGGGGGAGAACUCGGAGGAGUACAACGCAGCUCCUGCGACAUACCAGGCGGCCAGGGCUGAGAAGGACAACGGCAAGCCGCACUCCGUGCAACUCACGCAGGCUAAGCACGCCAGGGGGAAGCUGGAGAAGGAGGUCGAGGCGAGCGCCAAAGACGCCAGCUGGUACGAGCAGCAGCUGGAGGAGGCGCGAGCCAAGUACGAGAAUAAUAAGGAGCAGCUGCAGGUCGCGAGGGCCAAGGAGCAAGGGCUCAGGGUGCAGGACUGCGGAGUCCGUGAGUCGCCCGAGUUCCUCAAGGCCAUGCAGAGGCAGUUCGACGGCGCGAUCGACGGCAGCGGAGUCACCAAGGAGGAGUACCAGCAGGCAUCCGACAUGCUCGGCAAGGUCGUGGCCAACGCGAAGCAGGAGGACGCCGGGGCGCUGGGGCACCAGGAGCACCAUUACCUGAGGAGUCUGAACUACCAGAACUCACGGCUGAAGAGCAGGAAUGGCUCAGGGCAGGCGGGGUACCAGAAGAAGCCACACCUGAUCAGCGAAAGCGAUGGCAGGAGGUGUGCGCCAGCCUGGCCGAGUAAGCAGCCAAACGACAGCGGCGACGGUAGUGAGCGCAACAGGAAGCCCAUGCAUGAUACGGUCACCCUGUGGACGUACAACGGCACGGGCUGGGGCACCAUCAAGGACGAGAUCAUGGAGGAGAUGCAGGGUCUGCAGAGCUACGCAGUGCAGGGACAUCACCUGAACACGGACAAGCUGGCGGUGGUCGCGCAGAGCAUGAAGGGGCCCAACGGCGAGCCAGACGCGUCGGCUGGAGUGGCGGUCGUAGUGCCGAAGCGAGUUGGGAUGAGUUACGUGUUCGGCAAGGACGACUGGCACAUUUCACCGCAGGCCAGCCCAGGCAGGGCGGCAGCGGCGUGGCUUUCAGUGGGCAGAGGUAUUGUGCUCGCCACCGUGUACUUAUGGACGGCGGAGGGCAUGACGUCUAGGAACACGCAGCUGAUCACACAUGUGAUUGGGAAGCUGCAGAGUUCGGGCGUGCCGUGGGUCAUCGGGGGCGAUUUCCAGGUGGCGCCUGAGGUUAUGGCAAGCGUGGCGGGUGUUAAAGUCGCGAAGGCCACCGUGGUCACGGCCAACGCGGCGUGUGGAACCUGCAGGCACGCUUGCGGCAACAGCGAGAUCGACUACGUUGUGGCGGCGAACUCGGUGGCCCCGCAGGUGGGGGGCGUCGCGGUGCAGGAGUCGUGGCCAGCAGCGCCACAUAAGCCAGUGGGGCUCACGCUCAAGCUGAAGGCGGUGCAGCUCAGGGUGAGGGUGCUUGAGAAGCCGAAGGAGCUGCCAGAGGUGCCGAUCGGGUGCGUGCCCAAGCCGCCGAAGUGCGCGGAUGUGCAGGAGUUCAGCACGCAGGUGGCGGCGAACAUCGAGUGGGCCAAGUACAUGCAGGUGCUGGAGAGGGAGGCCUUCCAGGUACGUGGCAUGAGGUGGGAGGCGAGCGACCCGCGCGCGGGCAGGGCGGACGUGCCCGCAUGGCGCGUCAAGCCUCUGACCUUCCGGGGUGCGAACGCACCGACAGCGGCAAGGGCAGCGACCUGGUGGAGAUGGGCUGCGCGGGCGUUGCACAACUUGCAGGGCGCGCGCCAGCGGCUGCGGCAGGCAAUGGGGAAGGACUCUGACCAGCUCCAGAAGCGGAAGCGCGAUGCCAACCACGCGGAGAGGCUUUUCCAGGUGCGCCCUCACCGAGCGAAGUACAUCAGUGUAAAGGACCAGGGUAUACGGCAGGCCAGGUGCGACAUGGUCGCCGCGGGCCAGCUGAGGGGCGACAGCAGGGUCGUGACCCUUCAGGCUUGGGUGAAGGAGGCGGAGAGCAACAUGAAGACCGUCGACCAGCAGCUGCUCAAUGACAGGAGGGCCAAGUGGGCCGACAAGCUGGAGAUCGCGGCGGCAGGAGCGGCAGGAAAGCUCCACAGGAUGAGCUAG
This is a messenger RNA of Prorocentrum cordatum, 2307 nucleotides long. Lineage: Eukaryota; Dinophyceae; Prorocentrales; Prorocentraceae. The record is from the annotation of a GenBank genome assembly.